Messenger RNA from Penicillium diatomitis, 216 nucleotides. RefSeq lists its product as uncharacterized. The coding region runs from base 1 to 216 and encodes 71 amino acids. Gene Ontology annotation, biological process: vacuole fusion, non-autophagic. The transcript is spliced from 4 exons. NCBI's taxonomy places the organism in Eukaryota, Fungi, Ascomycota, Eurotiomycetes, Eurotiales, Aspergillaceae. Gene Ontology annotation, molecular function: endopeptidase inhibitor activity. The record is from RefSeq and is a predicted model, not a curated record.
AUGCCUCUCUCAUACAACGUCACUCUGAAGCCCGACGCUCCCGCGGAGAAGCUCGAAAGCGCUAAGCAGGACGCCGUCAACAAAGGUGGCUCCAUCAAACAUGAAUACAGCUUGAUCAAGGGCUUCGUUGUCGAGUUCCCCGAUGACCAUGUCGACACCCUCGAGUCUAACGAUCACGUCCACGUGGAGAAGGACGGUGAGGUCAAGACUCAGUGA